Cladophialophora immunda is the source of this 2227-nucleotide messenger RNA. RefSeq lists its product as uncharacterized. NCBI's taxonomy places the organism in Eukaryota, Fungi, Ascomycota, Eurotiomycetes, Chaetothyriales, Herpotrichiellaceae. Bases 108 to 2195 code for a protein of 695 amino acids. The transcript has 8 exons. The record is from RefSeq and is a predicted model, not a curated record. Gene Ontology annotation, biological process: regulation of DNA-templated transcription; DNA-templated transcription. Gene Ontology annotation, molecular function: DNA-binding transcription factor activity, RNA polymerase II-specific; zinc ion binding; DNA binding.
ACCUAAAGUACGAUACAGCCCAACACCCCCCUUCCACCCUUUCCAGGUUGUAUCUGGUCUUAUACUGAUAGCAUCCCCGGGUCCGCUGUUCUUCACCAGAUGAGACUAUGUUGCAAGCAAGUGAUAGCGGAGAGACGCCCCCCAGGAAGCGCAUGGUUGCAUGUCUCCCCUGUCGAGACAAGAAAAUGAAAUGUACUGGUACAUUGCCAUGUGAACGGUGUCAGCGGCAAGAAGAACAGUGCUUCUACCCAGAAGGACGGAAGAAACCAACUCCCAAACGCCGCACUGAAACUCAAAGGCUGGCCAGGCGACUCGAACACUUUGAACAGCAACUUCUGCGGCUUGCACAGGAGAAAGGAUCCGACCAAGAUGCAGCAGCAGACUCCGAAUUGCUGGUCCCUACAAUCAGUCAGACACCAACCACAUCGCCAGAGGGUCACGUGAGUGUUACUGGUGAUAGUCAUUUACAUUCUGCAGCCUUCGCUCGCAAUGAAUUGCUAGAGCUCGCUCUGUCGACGCCCACUUCGCGUGGCGCUACGAUAUUAUCCGACUUUUCUCAGGAUGCCAUUGGAAACGGCCUGCGGCAGCAAAGUAGACAGAUUCCAGCUCCUAGCGACCCUAAAUUUGCUCAAGGCACUCCAUACCCCUGGAUUGCGACACCAAGAGAGUAUCCUCACCUUGAAACUACAAGUCCGAUUUCCACAGUAGACAAGCUCUCGUAUGACUAUCCAGGAAUCUCCUUGGAGCUGUCAAUAUGCUCGAAAGCUGGUGCUCAGUGGGUUGCAGCCAUCACCGGAAGCACCGCGUUUGAAACUGUCAGACACACUAUUCUCUCCAACCAGCGGCAGAGAUGCGGUGGCCCAAGGCGGACACCGAGGGAGAGGACUCCUGAGCCAGAUAUGGCAACUGCGAUGAUCUAUACACAAGCAUACUUCGAACAGUCCCCCGAAGCAGUGUUUGGUAUCGUGGACCGGACAUCCUUUGAGACUCAAUUGCGCCGUCACUUCAACGAUCCCUCUCCGGUGCACUCCGAAGACCCAGCCUGGUAUGCGCUUCGCAACACCGUAUAUGCAGCAGGUUGCCGAAUGCUCCUAUCGGAAGUUGAAUACUCAUCUACUUUCGCGGGUGCACAGGAGCCCAGCGGGAACUUCUUCGAGAACGCCCUUUCAGUCCUAUCGGAGCUUCUCUAUCCGCGGGAAGAUCUUGAGGCUGUGCAAGCUGUUGUUCUUAUGACCCUAUAUUGCGGUGGACUUUCAAGUCCAUCGAUAGAUCACACAUUGAUCUGUACCGCUGUUCGACUAGCGCAGCAAAUCGAGCUAGAUCAGUCUCCUGCACGACGAUGGUCAUCUGAUGGUAGUGAUGAUGUACUGGGAUGCUGGCUUUUCUGGACCAUUUAUUGCCUAGAGAAGCGCAUCGCCUACGUAAAUGGCUUCAAUUCGAUGUUGGAUGAUAACGCAGUCACUUGCCCAUUGCCGACAAUGUCACCCAACUCAAGCCAUGCGGAGACUGUUUUUCUCACUUAUUGCAUUCAGCACGCAAAGAUGCUGUCGGAGAUAAUGCAGGGAUGGGGAUGCAAGAGGCUUUUCGAUGUCUCUGCCGAGAAAUGCCACCACACGUUCCAACACCUUGAUAGGAAACUCGAGGAUUGGAGGGAGUCAUUGCCCGAUUUCGCCAAAGUCCGGAAGCGAAAUAGCCGACUAGAGGUUCCCAGAGACUGGAACCCGCAUGCCGUGACAUACUUGCAAUGUGCAUACAACGCCGUUCUCAUGGAGAUUCACUUCCCCCUAGUGUGCCCCUGGAUGAGCCAAUUGUUAGGGGCAGAAGCUUCGCCGGCAACAAAAGACCAGGCGAUUCAUAGCUCGGCAUUGGUGGCAGAAGCUGCAAGGAAUGUCAUCCUGACGUCCAAUACCGGGUCAAUCAAUGCUUCCACCCCAUCGUGGCAGAUGUUCCAUCUUCCGACCAUGGCCGCGAUGAGCCUCUUCAUGCAUGUUCUCAAGGAGCCCAGUUCACCUAGCGCCAGCAGUGAUAUUGCACUUCUGGACAUGCUAUCCGGCCACUUUGGAUACCUGGGGCACACCUGCGGCAUCGAGGCUCCGCUCUCUUCCGUGCGGGAGAUCGCCAACAUUGCCCGAAAUGCCGUACGAAAAGCAGCCGGACCGAAGCAAUUCGCCGGGCUCCAUGGAGGUCUCGGUUGACCAAAUGAGUGCCUUGGGGGCCUUGCUCGGAC